AUGCUGCCGUCCAAGCUCCCCCACCUCAAGAACUUGGAAAUUUCAUUCCUUAAACCCUUCUAUUCCCCAAACUAUCAUGUCUUCUCUCUGGUUUCUUUUCUUGACGCUUCUCCUGCCUUGGAAUCUUUCAUCCUACGUGUAGAGCAGGAUGCCAUGAUCCAUGAUCCUGUUGUUGGAGACGACACUGAAUACCGGAGGCAGAAUCUGAAGGGCCGGAAUAACAGCCUAAGGAAGGUAUUGAUCACAGGCUUCUGUUCUGCCAAGAGCCUGGUUGAGCUCACAGUUCACAUCCUCGAGAGAACACAUUCACUCGAGCGCUUCACGCUGGACAUAACCUAUGGCUACGAUAGGAAGACUUGUAACAUUGCCAAAUUCCCAACCGCGAGAAUGAUUGGCCAAUGCUGGUCGUUGAGCAAGAGAGGUCUCGAGGAAGCUCAUAGAGCUGUGGAGACUGCGGAUAGAUACAUCAAGGGAAGAGUUCCCUCGUCCGUUCAAUUCGAGGUUCUGGGGCCCUGUCCUCGAUGCCAUAUUGGAAAGUAG
Molecule: messenger RNA, 540 nt
Organism: Triticum turgidum subsp. durum (durum wheat)
Lineage: Eukaryota; Viridiplantae; Streptophyta; Magnoliopsida; Poales; Poaceae
Source: the annotation of a GenBank genome assembly